Molecule: messenger RNA, 2352 nt
Organism: Lytechinus variegatus (green sea urchin)
Lineage: Eukaryota; Metazoa; Echinodermata; Echinoidea; Temnopleuroida; Toxopneustidae
Exons: 9
Coding region: 114-2285 (723 amino acids)
Biological process (GO): netrin-activated signaling pathway
Cellular component (GO): membrane
Molecular function (GO): netrin receptor activity
Source: RefSeq, a predicted model, not a curated record
UCCCGUCCCUAAAACCAUUAAAACGGUCUGUUAUUACACUUUGACCAUAAUGCAUUGUAGAUGAAAAAGAGGAAACUGAUGGUGAGCAUGGUCAGACCCCUUUUGAACCGGAUAUGAAUCCCAACCCAUCUUCUCAAGAAGGAUCAGAACUAGAUGAAGGCGAAGACCAUGAAGAUACAGCUGGGAACGGAGAAGAGGAAACUGAUGGCGGAACCCCUCUUGACCCGGAAGUGAAUUCCAACCCAUUUCCUCAAGAAGGAUCAAAACUAGAUGAAGGCGAAGACCAUGAAGUUACAGCUGUAAACGGGGAAGAGGAAGCUGAUUGCGGGAACCCUCUUGUCCUGGAGGUGAAUUCCAACCCAUCUCCUCAAGAAGGAUCAAGAGAACUAGAUGAAGGCGAAGACCAUGAAGUUACAGCUGAACACGGGGAAGAGGAAGCUGCUGGCGGGACCCCUCUUGACCCGGAAGUGAAUUCCAAACCAUCACCUCAACAAGGAUCAGAGCAACACGAGGAUGAAGAGAAAGAAGAAUGGAAGAUCGUCGAAUACACAGAGUCAGACCGAGAUGUGUCUGUUGGAGACAUCGACAUGCUUGGAGGUUCACCAAGUAAUGGCGAACUAUGUGAAGUCGUUCGUGUGGUUCGGAAUCUCACUACGGCUUUGGACCUUAGUAGAGCUCUCCGUGUGGACGAUAACGAAAUAAUAGAUCUUAUAACUCCAUCCAACCCUGCACUAAUGGAGAGACUAGCGUGGCAACUCAUUAACCGGUGGUGUAGACGUUUAGGAAAACAUGAGAAGGAAGAGAAGUUGGCUAGGCUUCUUCAAGGAUAUAACAUCGAAGAAACUCAAACAGAUGUUUCUGAAAUCUCCAAAAAGAUCCACACGACUCCAGACUUCCUACACCUCUCACAGUGGCUAGAUCUAUCAGCUUCAGAAAUUUUGCAGGUAAUGGCGUCAUCUCUGACCUUGGAACCUGCCAUGAUACGCCAGCUUGUUCUACAGAUUCUUAAAAAAUGGGUCAAACAAGGAGGAACAAGACUGAGGUUGCUUAAAAUUGCUACAGCUUUUCAUUUAAAUGAUACUGCAGAGCAGAUAGCUAAUGCAAUAUCACAGCAUCCAGGUUUCCCGAAUCCUUUUACACAUGCCACCAUUGACCAAAAUGGUGGAGAGUUGAAGCUUGAUGACCUUGGAAUCAAAAUAUCCAUUCCUUCGGGUGCGAUCUCGAAAGGAAUGAGAUCAGUUGCUACUCUUUGUGUCCCUAGAAGUAAUUCAUUUGACAUUCCCCUGGAUAAUGGAGAGGUUCUCGUGACACACAUCAUCAGAUGUUCCUUCUUGCAAGAGCUUCGUAAACCCGCGGCUGUGACGCUUCCACACUGCAUCAUCAUUUCAGAGCGAUAUCAGCAGAAGAAGGAAGACUUGUGUUUGAAGUUGUAUACCAAACUUGAGCAAGGGAAAUUCGGUUGCAGGGCUAUUGAAUCAUCGAAAGGCUUUGAGAUUUUAGAAGACAGGAUUACGUUUUCGACACGUCAUCUUGAGUACUUUGCUUUGUCUUUGAAUGAUAUCCAAGGAAUUCAGUUCGUCUGUGAGGUGUCACAACCUCUUUUCAAGAGCAAAUCACUACAACCGACUCUACGAAUUUGCAUAGCACAUCCUUACAACAAAGACUCUGCCGAGUUUUGGCAAAGAAAUGAAAGCCGGUCGCAAGAAAUCUACUUCCAAGUAACGAAUGUAAUCAAAUUCACUCUGGAUUCAACAGAAGACGGUAUCCAUGUAAAGCUUUUGUGUGUUUCUGACUCCUUUAAGACACAGGAAACCGUUCAUGUUGGUUCCGUACUCUCAGGAAAGAGUAUUACAGCACACUUAGAUCUACCGCCCUCUAGCGGCCAGAAAAGUGUAAGCAUCUGCAUUGAGCAGGGUUCAUCCACACUGGCAGAACAAGAAAUAUACUUUUCUAGUGAAGUGGAACCUAAGUACGAACAGCCUCACAGAAGAGGCAGAAUACGGUUCGUUUCAAACCACAUGCUACGAAUGCUUUCUGGUUUAGUCUGUGAAAUAAAAGAUGCCCGGGAGCUUGGCUACCAACUAGGUUUCUCUCACUCGACGGUCAGCAAGUACCUUUCCAGAGCAGACUCCUCGGCCAGCAAUGUCUCAGGAUCAGGUCUUAAAGAAAUGCUUCAGGAAUGGAGAAGGCGUGUUCGACCAAGUGAGCAGGUUAAAAAAUUUCGCCUUGCUUUAGAGGCCGCGGGAUUAAGACGUGAAUCGGAAGUUAUUUUUCAAGAAAAUUGAAAUGAUGUCGGUCGCCAUUAGACAAACUGAACAUCUUAGCGCAUUUCGUAUAUUCGGAAAUACACAC